UGGUGGGUUUCCCGUGGCAGGCUAGGGUGUCGAACACGCGUCUGCUGCCGUAGGAGUGGCAAGGGACGGCAGAGAAAAUAGGAGUGGGAAAUAGAGAAACAAUUAAGGUAGUUGCGCCUGGACGCGCUAGGUGGCCGUGGGAAGCACAAUGUAAACAAAAUGUAGGAUGGAGAUCCUUUUCAAUGCCGACGUCAGGACAAGAUGCCAGCUGCUGACCACGUGACAGCACCUUUGCUGAGGAUUGUGGGAUUAAGCAAAAAAUUCCCCAGGACAUCAGUGCUCUACAAAGGCAAACAUGAGGGCUGUUAUUCAAAGAGUUCGUCGUGCAGCAGUAACAGUGGGUGAUGAGAUGAUCAGCUCCAUUGGUCGUGGAUUGUGUGUACUAGUUGGAAUCCAUAAGAAUGACACAUCAGCAGAUAUAGAAUUUAUGGUCCGCAAAAUACUGAAUACAAGAUUAUUUGAAGAUGGAAACGGGAAACGAUGGCAGUUAGGUGUAAAAGAUGCCGGGCUGGAGAUUUUGUGUGUUUCUCAGUUCACGCUGUACUGUGAAUUAAAGGGAAAUAAGCCAGAUUAUCGACAUGCAAUGGGAGGUGAAGCAGCCCAGCAGUUUUAUGAAGAAUUUCUUGGACAGUUAAGGAGGCAGUAUAAAGGAGACAUGAUAAAAGAUGGCAAAUUUGGUGCUAUGAUGCAAGUUGAUAUCCUGAAUGAUGGGCCAGUAACUAUCAACAUUGACUCACCUUCUAAGAAGGUUAAUGAAAAUCCUAUAGAUAAUCAUGAGUGAUAACUAAUAAUAAUUAUGUAUUUUAUAUAUAACUAUAUGUAAAUGUAAUAAAACAAUAUAUUAUAAA
Messenger RNA from Penaeus chinensis, 848 nucleotides. Its product is annotated as D-aminoacyl-tRNA deacylase-like. The record is from RefSeq and is a predicted model, not a curated record. Bases 296 to 781 code for a protein of 161 amino acids. NCBI's taxonomy places the organism in Eukaryota, Metazoa, Arthropoda, Malacostraca, Decapoda, Penaeidae. Gene Ontology annotation, biological process: tRNA metabolic process. Gene Ontology annotation, molecular function: D-tyrosyl-tRNA(Tyr) deacylase activity. Gene Ontology annotation, cellular component: cytoplasm. The transcript is spliced from 6 exons.